Periophthalmus magnuspinnatus is the source of this 4217-nucleotide messenger RNA. It is a transcript of the gene dync1li2, whose product is annotated as dynein, cytoplasmic 1, light intermediate chain 2. The record is from RefSeq and is a predicted model, not a curated record. The transcript has 13 exons. Gene Ontology annotation, biological process: microtubule cytoskeleton organization; microtubule-based movement. Gene Ontology annotation, cellular component: cytoplasmic dynein complex; centrosome. The coding region runs from base 125 to 1498 and encodes 457 amino acids. Lineage: Eukaryota; Metazoa; Chordata; Actinopteri; Gobiiformes; Gobiidae. Gene Ontology annotation, molecular function: dynein heavy chain binding.
CUGCUGUAUGACUCCGCGUCCGGGCGCUGGCGGUGACUGAAUCGAGCGCACCUUCGUCUGGUCGCGUGAAGGCGGCGCUCGCGGACCCGGGCUGGGCCUCGCCUUUGUUGGUCUCAGAGAGAAGAUGGCUCCCGUCCUGGAGAAACAGCUCCCGGUCUCCGCUGGGACAGGCGACAACAACAAUGAAGACGAAGAGGGUCAAAACCUCUGGUCCUCUAUACUAAGUGAAGUUUCUACAAGAUCGAGUUCAAAAUUACCAUCAGGGAAAAAUAUUCUGAUCUUUGGUGAGGAUGGAUCAGGAAAAACAACACUUAUGGCCAAACUUCAAGGAGCAGAGCACAACAAAAAGGGGAGGGGGCUGGAGUAUCUAUACUUAAGUGUUCACGAUGAAGACAGAGAUGAUCUCACACGGUGCAAUGUUUGGAUUUUGGAUGGAGACCUUUACCACAAGGGUCUGCUUAAGUUCGCGGUUUCAGCUCAGACCUUACCUGACUGUUUAGCUAUAUUCGUCGCGGAUAUGUCACGCCCAUGGACCAUUAUGGAUUCGCUGAAGAAGUGGGCGAGCGUGCUUCGCGACCACAUAGACAAGCUCAAGGUUCAACCAGAGGAUAUGAGAGAAAUGGAACAGAAAAUGGUAAAAUCGUUUCAAGAGUACACAGAACCAGAGGAGGCCAGCCCGUCCUCCCCACAGAGGAGGGCUCCAGCUGGGCCGGAGGAUGAAGCGGUGGUGCUGCCGCUUGGAGACAACGUACUCACACACAACCUGGGCAUUCCAGUGCUAAUAGUUUGCACAAAGAGUGAUGCUGUCGGUGUAUUGGAAAAGGAGCAUGACUACAGAGAUGAGCACUUUGAUUUCAUCCAGUCUCACAUCAGACAGUUUUGUCUACAGUAUGGAGCUGGUUUGAUCUACACUUCAGUCAAAGAGGAAAAGAAUCUGGAUUUGCUUUACAAAUAUAUCGUUCAUAAAUUGUAUGACUUCCAGUUCACCACACCUGCCUUAGUGGUGGAGAAAGAUGCAGUGUUCAUUCCCUCUGGUUGGGACAAUGAGAAGAAAAUUGGAAUUUUGCACGAAAACUUGUCAACAGUUAGACCAGAAGAUCCUUUUGAAGAUUUUAUUACAAAGCCACCAGUGCGAAAGCUGGUGCAUGACAAAGAAAUCUGUGCAGAGGAUGAGCAGGUUUUCCUCAUGAAGCAGCAGUCGUUACUAGCAAAGCAGCCUGCCACACCGACAAGAGGAGCCACAGAGUCUCCAGCCCGGACAGCCUCAGGUUCACCCAGACCUGCGGGACGAGGCCAGACUGGUGUCAGUGCUGCGUCUAUGGCUGCCGUCAAGAAGCCUGAUCCAAACAUGAAAGCAGGUGCUGCCAAUGAGGGAGUGCUGGCUAACUUCUUCAACAGUCUGCUGAGUAAAAAGACUGGGGCUCCUGGGAGCCCAGGGACUCCGGUCGGAGCUGGAGUACAAGGCUCUGCCAAGAAAACAGAAGCCGGGUUUGACUGACGUCCAGGCAGAGUUGGACAGGAUGACACGAAAGCAGGACUCCAUGGUUUCAUCGAACAACGUACCGCCGCCGGAGAGUGAAGCGUGAAGGCAACAAAUCAGCUGCAUCAUCCACAGCGUUAAUUCUCUGGAAGAUAAAUGUAUAUGUGAGCAUUCAAAAAAUGACCAAAUUCCCAAUUCUUAUAACAGACGGCACACAGUGGUUUGGACAAAAUGAGUUUAGGAGGCGAUCGAAUGUGAUAAUGGGAGAGCAGAGAGAGAUUAGAGACACAAGUGUUGACGAGGAAAUCAUGCUUGGCUUUCUUCCUGUCCUCUCGUCAACUGUAAAUGUCAUUUUGUGAGGGAUGUCAGUUUGUGGAAAUGUGUGCACACUCCCUGGCAACAGGCCCGAUGCACUGGACUGCAGAUCGCUAAGGUAAAACCGCUUUUACCCUCAGAGUAAAAGAGUGGAAAUACCACAUACUGUCCUGUGGCCUCUGGUUCAUCUUAUGUUAUGGAAGGAAUUUAGUUGUGAUUGGAAAGGUAUUUAAAAUCUUACUAUUCACUUAGAAAAGAAAUUAAAAUAUUUGCAAACAUAUGUAGUAUGUACAAAAAAUGUUGGAUAUACUUAUGUAUUUAUACAAAGUUCUUUUUAUUUUAUUUUUGUUCACCAUUUAUUGGUUUAAACAUUCAUCUGUGUAACACUUUAAAAUGCCACUGACGUCAUGACACUAAUGACUAGUCCAGACAGUGCACCAUAUCAGUCCCUCGCCAUCUCAAAGGAUUCUGUAAAUAUACUUUGAAAAUCUAUUCAGGUUAACUUUGAAAUUUCAAGGAUGCAAUUGUUUUUUUGAAUUUCAGCUUAGACUAAAUGAGACUAGUAGGUAUUCGAUAGGCCAGAGUUUGCAACAAAAUGACUUCUUCAGCUUGUGCUGUGUAUAUUUGGGGAGGGAACUGGGCAGCGUCUUUCCUACUAUUACUCCCAAGUGCCUCGCAGAGUUAGCUGGUUUUGUCAUUGUGGAGGUGCUUUAAGGAAAUGCACUGUAGCGUUAUCGGUUAAAGGUUUGUCCUUUUCUUGUCAUACAAAUAAUUUAUUUCUUUUUACAUUAUUGUCGAUGUGCAAAAAGCCUCUUUUAUUUUGAAAUGAUAUCUGUGGCCUAUAAAUCUGAAAACUGUAGAGAAAUAGAUAGAUGCCUUCAAGCAAACUGCUGAUACUGUAUUAUAAGAAACCACGUGGUCUGCAAUUGAACACUUAAAACCACUCGCUUUGCAGCCAAAAUAACUAUAUCAGUGAUUAGCUGUGGUUAAAUCAGAAUAUGAUAUAAAAGGCGUAGUAUUUUGUGGCUUAGGAUUUUCCAUACUAUUCAAACUGUACCCCGCAUGACAGUUGAACAUUCCCAAAUGAUGUAGCUGCUGUAGGAACAUCAGUGUAGGAUUUUUGAGCUUUUUUGUUUUGUGCCCUUUUUUCAGUAUGACCAUUGCCUUCACUGUACUGCUCAGUCUCACGCUGGCACCUUGCCUUCACUUCUAUUGAUAUCUGUCUUCUGAAAAGCGAAUCUGUUUUUUUUUUUUUUUUUUACAAUUUUAUCAUAUCAGCUAUAAAAGGUUUACAACACCAUAAUGUCAUAAGGCAACUUAAUAUGCAAAACUUUGCUUAAUCUUGUGGAUGUUAAAUGCCACUUUCUUGCAAAUAGAAACAGAAUGGGUACACACACACACACACACACACACACACACACACACACACACACAGUCGUCAAAAAUGACAUGUAACCAAAGACAAAUCUAAUUUGUUCUGUUUUACAUCCAUAUGAUUAAUCUGUUUUGUCCUUUGCUUGAUCAGAGCCCAGGCACCAGGUCUCAGCCUCAAUGUGCUGCUUCCACCACCAUAAACUCUUAGCCCCAUGUACCUGUUUAUACAAUUGAAAUUACAAAUCGACUUAAGAGCUUAUUCACCCCACGUAUGUUUUUGUCGUUAGAGAUUGUAAACCAGAAAAAACAAACUGCCCCCUAAGUUGGUAAAGCACAAUUUAAACAUCCAGAUUAGCACUUUGCCUGGGCACUUCACUUUGACAUUGUGUAUAACUUUUCUUUUUCUUUUGCCUUGCCAUGUGGUAAAGUCAUUUAUAGAGAUGUUUUUAUGUUUUAUCAUUGACUCACGAUUACGUCAAAUGCAUUUGCCUCUGAAAUCUUCUGAAAAGUGCAAAUACAAAUGCACAGGGUUAAGGAAACGAACAGAAUUAAAGCCCAUUAUUUUUGGUUUAUUCAAAACUGUAAUUUCACUGUUUCUUUUGGCCAACUGUUCCAACUAUUAGUAAAAAGUCAUCCCCGGUUUAACUUCCAUAUUUCACUGUUGAAUUUGGCGUUCAGCUGAGUGGAAUGAUGUGCUCCUGUGCGGCGCACUUUGAAAGUUGCACUUGCUUUUUGUACAGUUUGGACUAAACCAUGAUCAGCUCUAACUUUUAUACUCAAUACUGUUGGAACUGCCUCUUCCUAACUCGAUUGCCUUCGACCACUAUUGACUGGCGUCUACACAUCACUUAACGGGCUAAAGCACCCGCUUCAGCCUGUUUUAUUCAGGAUAAGUCCAUUUUAAGCACAUGGCUGGUUUUUCUGUCCUGAAGUUUGAUUGUAAAACACUUGCGUCGCUUGUGAGCAGCAGCCAUGUGGAUUCUAGCUUAUGCUUCAAAGAAACCAUGUUAAUCAGACCCCCUGGCUUCAAUAAAACCAACAAUACAAA